AUGUGUGGUACUUGGAACGGACUUCAAGCAUUAUUUCUUAAUGAAUGUCCAUAUGCUUACUAUAUCCAUUGUUCUACCCACCGACUACAACUGACAUUGGUUUCUGCAGCCAAGGAUGUGAUUUGUAUUUGGAAAUUCUUUUCUCAUUUGGACAAUAUUGUUAAUUUUAUUACUUCUUCUCCUAAGCACAUUAAUGCAUUACAAACUGCUCAAAGAAGAGAGCUUGAGGAUAUGUUGGCUAGUGGAGAACGACAAUCUGGAAGCAGGAUCAAUCAAAUUGAUAUGUAUGCUGCAACUUGCAAGGUACUUGAGUAUCUUAUAGUUCAUUCUCUAAAUGGAAGAUCUCGUGCUGAGGCUCAUGGUGUUUAUGAAACUAUUAAAAGCUUUGAAUUUGUAUUCUCAUUGCAUUUAAAGCAUAAAAUUUUGGGAUUCAAUGACAUACUUUGUCAAGCUCUUCCAAAAAGAUCUCAAGACAUCCCUACGGCUAUCAAAUUUGUCUCCACCACAAAAGGUCUCCUUCAAGAAUUUAGAGAAGAUGGUUGGGAAGAAUUUCUUAAUGCGGUGAAAACUUUAUGUUUAAGAAAUGAUGCUGAUAUACCCGACCUAAACUCGUUUUAUAAGAUUUAUCGUCCUCGUGAAGAAGUUACGCUUGAGGGUCAUUACCACUUUAAUGUUUUUAAUGAAGCCAUAGAUUUCCAAAUGAUGGAGUUAAAUACAAGAUUUAAUGAACUAUCAGUAGAACUCCUUUCUCUCACUGUUGCUUUGGAUCCUCGAAAUUCUUUUGAAUCAUUCAAUGGGGACGAUAUUUUCAAGCUUGCAGAGAAGUUCUAUCCUUGUGAUUUUUCACAACAAGAGCUUCAUUCUUUGAGAAGGUCAGAGAAUUACAUUGUUCUCACUAAAUUGAUUCGUCUUGUCCUAACACUACCUGUAUCUAUAGCAACUACUGAGCGAGCUUUUUCAGCAGUGAAACAUGUAAAGACAGCAAUUCAUAAUAGAAUGGAGGAUGAGUUUUUUGCCGAUUGUAUGAUGCUCUACAUUGAACGAGAAUUUGCCGAGAAAAUAGAUGUAGAUUCUAUUAUCGACAAGUUUUAUGCAGUUAAAGCUUAA
This is a messenger RNA of Olea europaea var. sylvestris, 1107 nucleotides long. RefSeq lists its product as uncharacterized. Bases 1 to 1107 code for a protein of 368 amino acids. Gene Ontology annotation, molecular function: protein dimerization activity. Lineage: Eukaryota; Viridiplantae; Streptophyta; Magnoliopsida; Lamiales; Oleaceae. The record is from RefSeq and is a predicted model, not a curated record. The transcript is spliced from 3 exons.